Lolium rigidum is the source of this 2282-nucleotide messenger RNA. RefSeq names its product CDPK-related kinase 5-like. Gene Ontology annotation, biological process: protein autophosphorylation; peptidyl-serine phosphorylation; intracellular signal transduction. The record is from RefSeq and is a predicted model, not a curated record. The transcript is spliced from 11 exons. Bases 1 to 1815 code for a protein of 604 amino acids. Gene Ontology annotation, cellular component: nucleus; cytoplasm. NCBI's taxonomy places the organism in Eukaryota, Viridiplantae, Streptophyta, Magnoliopsida, Poales, Poaceae. Gene Ontology annotation, molecular function: ATP binding; calmodulin binding; calcium/calmodulin-dependent protein kinase activity.
AUGGGGGGCUGCCACGCCAAGCCGCUCACACACGACGCCGACGCCGACGCCUCCCCGCCCCACCCCGCGCCGGCCACCCCGCCGCCGGCGUCCUCCACCACCGCGCCCGCCACGCCCAAGAAGCACUGGACCUCCUCCCCCUUCUUCCCCUUCUCCACGCCCAGCCCGAGCCCGGCGCACCACCUCUUCUCCUCCUCCUCCGCGGCGUCCCCCCGAGCCACCCCGUCCAAGUCCCCCGCGCCAGCCGGCUCCGCGCCCGCCACCCCGGCCAGGCGCCUCCUGCGGCUGCCCUUCCCGCCGCCGUCGCCCGCCAAGCACAUCCGCCAGGCGCUCGCGCGCAGGCACGGCCCCUCGCGGCCCGCGAUCCCCGAGGAGGGCGCCGACGCGGACGGCGCCGGGAGGGGCCUCGACAAGGGGUUCGGCUUCAACAGGGGAUUCGCCGCCAAGUACGACAUGGGGGACGAGGUCGGCAGGGGGCACUUCGGGUUCACCUGCGCCGCCAGGAUCAGGAAGGGCGCGCGCAAGGGCGACCCCGUCGCCGUCAAGGUCAUACCCAAGGCCAAGAUGACAACAUCCAUUGCUAUAGAGGAUGUCCGGAGGGAGGUGAAAAUUUUGAAGGCUUUGGCAGGACACAAGAACUUGGUCCAAUUUUAUGAUGCAUAUGAGGACAACGAAAAUGUCUACAUUGUAAUGGAGUUGUGUGAGGGAGGGGAGCUUCUGGAUAGAAUACUUUCCAGAGGUGGCAAGUACUCUGAGGAUGAUGCGAAGGUUGUCCUGGUGCAAAUAUUAAAUGUUGUUGCUUUUUGCCACAUUCAAGGAGUAGUUCAUAGGGAUCUCAAACCAGAGAAUUUUCUUUUUACUUCGAAAGAUGAGAACUCUCAACUUAAGACCAUUGACUUUGGCUUAUCAGAUUUUGUAAAACCAGAUGAGAGGCUUAAUGAUAUUGUUGGAAGUGCUUACUAUGUUGCUCCUGAAGUUUUGCAUAGAUGCUAUAGCACAGAAGCUGAUGUCUGGAGUAUAGGUGUCAUUGCCUAUAUCCUCCUUUGUGGCAGUCGCCCAUUUUGGGCACGCACUGAAUCUGGCAUAUUUCGUUCUGUUCUCAAAGCCGACCCCAGUUAUAACGAAGCACCUUGGCCUGCUCUGACCCCAGAAGCAAUGGACUUUGUUAAGCGCUUGCUGUGCAAGGAUCCACGUAGAAGGAUGACUGCAGCACAAGCUUUAGGUCAUCCAUGGAUCAGAAACUACAAUGACAUUAAGAUGCCAUUGGACGUCCUUAUAUUCCGUCUUAUCAAAGCUUAUAUUCGUUCGUCAUCAUUACGAAAAGCCGCUCUGAGGGCUUUGUCAAAGACUUUGACUGUUGAUGAGCUUUAUUAUCUUAAAGGGCAGUUUUCCUUGCUCGAACCUGAUCGAAAUGGAUGCAUCACCCUAGAUAAUAUCAGAAUGGCCUUGACAAGGGAAGCCACUGAGGCGAUGAAAGAAACACGAGUCCAGGAGAUCCUUGUCUCGUUGAGCGCUCUUCAGUACAGACGAAUGGACUUCCAUGAGUUCUGUGCAGCUGCGCUAAGUGUUCACCAGCUUGAAGCGCUAGACAGAUGGGAGCAACAUGCCAGAUCUGCUUAUGACAUUUUCGAGAAGGAUGGCAAUCGAGCUAUUGUAAUUGAUGAACUAGCUUCAGAACUGGGUCUCAGCCCGUCAGUGCCGCUGCACGUUGUUCUGCAGGACUGGAUCCGGCACACCGAUGGGAAGCUCAGCUUCCUUGGAUUCGUCAAGUUGCUGCAUGGCAUGUCCAGCAGGUCCCUGUCAAAGAUGAGAUGACUGUUGAUAAUCUCUAACGACAGCAACAAAUUUAUGCUUCCCCAGCACCUGAUGGCUUGGUUCACAGUUCACAUACAGCUUAGCAACUCUUUUAAGGAAAGGUUCGUCUGCGUUAGCCUGCAUACUGAGGACGACAGUGCCUGUGCUAGUAGUACCCGCCUGGUUUGUCACUAAUUUGAGUAUAGAGUUCCGUUUGUCGGCGCCUGCAUACUGAUCGCCGCCACCGUCUUCAAAAAUCAUUGCCGUCGUCAGUUAGUAGAUUAGGAAAAGGAAAAAAGAUCUCACCCAUGUCUCUGCAUUUGUGCAACAUGUGAUGCCUCUAACAGUCUUAGAAUAGUCAUGUUCCGUUGCUGUGGACAGCGUUGUAAAAUGCCCUGGUUCCUGUAAUUGGAGCAGAGUCGGCUGGGACACAUGUCACUCGCUGACGUUGUCACCAGUGUGCCAUUAUAUUGAUUGAGUUGAAUGAA